UCCCAAUACCGUACUUUCCAGCCUGAACAACUCAACUCACAGGUCCAUGCCGUUGGCGGAAGAGUCUACCGAUCCCCUUUCCCUUCAUAAGAGACUUUCCGACGCCCAGGAGAGACUCAUAGGCGCAGCAACCGACGAAGAUAAAUCAACGCUGUGGCAGGAUGUUACGCGUGAAGCUCGAGCGAUUGCGGAUAUCCUUCGUGUCAGGGAUGGCCCCGUCGACAACCACACUGUCCUUGGGAAGACGACACUUCCUCAAACACUGAAAACCCUUUACUCGCUGGCUCUCGGAACUUCCGUCACUCCGGAAAUCUCUUUCACGGCACCAUUACUCGAGAUACUUAGGGUCGCCGCCAAUCUAUGCAUGGAUCACGACGAAAAUCGUAGUCUGCUCUUGGACGCUGGCCUACCUCAGUCCCUUGUUUCUUUGCUAGAGGGAUAUGUCGAUUCAGCUCCCUCUCCUCCACACAGCAGACCGUACAGUCUGCCCACUGCCCACAUCAAGCUAAUAAGGACCGCCAUGGGUGUGCUGCUGAACGCUAGCGUUGGAUAUGAACCCGUCAAGUACCGCCUUAUAUCUCUGGAGGCCGCAGUAACCGUAUUGAAGUUGUCUACUGCCAUAUAUCCGACCGCUUGUUGGCUCGAUUUUCCAGCGCUGGAUAAUAUAGAAGAUUUAGAAGAAGCGUGGAAUUUACGUAUCAGUCUCUCAAGCUGGGCAUGGAGAAUUGUAUUGGAGCUUAAGGAUGUCAAGGACGAAACCCUUCAAAUAUUCACCACCGAUGUCUUACCGAUCUUAGUACCUCCGCUAGUCGCGUUUACAACACAAGAUACCAACAUCAUACCCGAACAACUUACAACCUCACCCGUUCUCCAGAGCCUACUCCAGGCUGAUUUUGAAAAUCUGGAGGAGUCUUGUACUAUCCUCGAAUCUCUCUCCCUAGAUGCGGAAGACGUUCGCCUGUCUUUGGCUCGUGGGUAUCAGUUCUCCGCCGAGCAUCAGGGAGUUCCCUGUUUCGGUUAUAUACUCGACUUCCUAGAGAAAGGAGCGAUACCCCCCUUCUGGAACGUCAUGCCAGCGAGCUUUGAUGCCAAACGCAAAGAGAAAGCAUUUAAUAUGUGCAAGGCGGCCCUCAUUAAAAGCGUAGUUGAGGUCGUUGGCGAAGAGCGUAAUGAACAUAUAUUGUGGGAUGAUUCAGAACUGGAUACCCCUGGAGGAGAGUUUGUUACUCGGAUGGUACAGUGGCUCAAGAAAUUUGUAGUUGACAUGGAAUCUAGUGAUGGAGCGUUUUCUCAUCGCACAGAUUUAGUCAUUUGUGCGAGUCUUUCAUUGGGAAAUUUGGCGAGAAGAGAAAAAAAUGCAUCCGUAUUACUUUCCCCGCCUCAUUCUCUGGCCAAUGUUUUGUCCUCGGUUCAUUUACUAUCGCCCGACAGCGAUAUCAAGGUUAAGCACGGGGUCCUAGGUUUACUCAAGCAUCUGGCGCAGGCCUCUUUCCAGUCUCCGGCCAUUCAGGCCUUCCUUACUCAGGCGGAUACAGUGCGACGCAUAUCUGAGUGCGGAAUAUGGGAUCAGAAAGCGGAUGCGAUGGCCGAAGUCGUACAGCUAAGCGCAAUAGGAGUAGUCAAACACAUGUGCAACGCCAACAUCGCCAAUACAUUUGCACUGGUGUUGCCAUCGACUCAAGAUGUUCCUACCCCACAAACUGGGCUUUCGCAAAUACUUUCACUCGUUAAACGGUCUGAUUCCAUACCCAUCAAGAGCGAAGGCACCAGAGUGCUUGUCAACGUGAUCAAGUCUUUAUGGUCGAACGACGUUAUUGGGGCGAGCUCGCCGAAUCGAUUCCAACCAUCUGCAGACCGAGCAGAAGACGACGAACGUCAACGGCAAGAUGCUAUACGCACCGUUCUCACAAUGCCGUGCGCCUCUGCACUGGCUAGCCUUGUCGCCCGAAGUGGAAAAUAUCCUCUGCUGGUCAAUGAAGGGGUAGUAGCGCUGACCCUCCUAAGUACCCAAAAAUCUGGUGCUCCUUUAGCUUUAACGGCGAUUUUGUCGCCUGUCUUAUUUGAACCUCCUCCAAUAGAACCUCCGUCUGCUUCAACCUCGGUAGCUACGGAGGUUAGCUCUCCCACUAUCGCAACUCCAUCCAGUCGCGGCCAGAUUCCUGUCAAGCGCACAGCUCUGGAUAUGAUGAUCGCAGUCAUCAAGAAUUUUCACGACCCUGUUAACUUUCAGGUCGAAGUCCGUAUCAAUGUUUGUUCUCUGCUUAUACAACUUGGAAAGAACUGUUCGGAGGAAGAGGGAUUCAAUCAAGUGAAGGGAACGAUGCUUCCUCAUUUGAAAGAACUGUCAGAGACCCUGGGAGAUGCAUCCGGUAUGGACGCGACGCUUGCAAAGGCAGUUGGCCGAGCUCUCAAAACAUGGGAAUGAUAGACGAAAUUCGGGGGCUGACUAUAUGUUGUACUCUUGUUGUAUACCUUUUGUCAUUUUUUGGUUCACGAUCUAGAGUUCAUGGGA
Molecule: messenger RNA, 2512 nt
Organism: Marasmius oreades (fairy-ring Marasmius)
Lineage: Eukaryota; Fungi; Basidiomycota; Agaricomycetes; Agaricales; Marasmiaceae
Exons: 8
Coding region: 47-2425 (792 amino acids)
Biological process (GO): positive regulation of GTPase activity
Cellular component (GO): cytosol
Molecular function (GO): guanyl-nucleotide exchange factor activity
Source: RefSeq, a predicted model, not a curated record